Messenger RNA from Uloborus diversus, 2271 nucleotides. RefSeq names its product zinc finger protein 91-like. The coding region runs from base 1 to 2271 and encodes 756 amino acids. The record is from RefSeq and is a predicted model, not a curated record. The transcript has a single exon. Lineage: Eukaryota; Metazoa; Arthropoda; Arachnida; Araneae; Uloboridae.
AUGAGGACUCACACGGGCGAGAAACCACAUCAUUGUGAUCGUUGUCCAAAGGCAUUUCCCUAUGCUUCAACUUUGCAGCAACACAUGAGGAUUCAUGCUGGUGAGAAACCCUAUUCUUGUGAACAGUGUUCAAAAGUAUUCUCACAGGCUUCAAAAUUAAAGAGACACAUGAGGACUCACACUAGCAAGAAACCACAUCAUUGUGAUCGUUGUCCAAAGGCAUUUCCCUAUGCUUCAACUUUGCAGCAACACAUGAGGAUUCACACUGGCGAGAAACCCUAUUCUUGCGAACAGUGCUCAAAAGCAUUCUCACAGGCUUCAGCUUUACAGCAACACAUGAAAAUUCACACUGGCGAGAAACCAUAUUCUUGUGAACAGUGUUUAAAAGCAUUCUCACAGGCUUCAAAAUUAAAGAGACACAUGAGAACUCACACGGGCGAGAAACCAUAUCAUUGUGAUCGUUGUUCAAAGACGUUUUCCUGUGCUUCAACUUUGCAGCAACACAUGAGGAUUCACACUGGCGAGAAACCCUAUUCUUGUGACCAGUGUUCAAAAGCAUUCUCACAGGCUUCAAAAUUAAACAGACACAUGAGGACUCACACGGGCGAGAAACCACAUCAUUGUGAUCGUUGUUCAAAGGCAUUUUCCUGUCCUUCAACUUUGCAGCAACACAUGAGGAUUCACACUGGCGAGAAACCCUAUUCUUGUGAACAGUGUUCAAAAGCAUUCUCACAGGCUUCAAAAUUAAAGGGACACAUGAGGACUCACACUAGCGAGAAACCACAUCAUUGUGAUCGUUGUCCAAAGGCAUUUCCCUAUGCUUCAACUUUGCAGCAACACAUGAGGAUUCACACUGGCGAGAAACCCUAUUCUUGCGAACAGUGUUCGAAAGCAUUCUCACAGGCUUCAACUGUAAAGCAACACAUGAAAAUUCACACUGGCGAGAAACCAUAUUCUUGUGAACAGUGUUCAAAAGCAUUCUCACAGGCUUCAAAAUUAAACAGACACAUGAGGACUCACACGGGCGAGAAACCACAUCAUUGUGAUCGUUGUCCAAAGGCAUUUUCCUGUGCUUCAACUUUGCAACAACACAUGAGGAUUCACACUGACGAGAAACCCUAUUCUUGCGAACAGUGUUCAAAAGCAUUCUCGCAUGCUUCAAAUUUACAGCAACACAUGAAAAUUCACACUGCCGAGAAACCAUAUUCUUGUGAACAGUGUUCAAAAGCAUUCUCACAGGCUUCAAAAUUAAAGUGCCACAUGAGAAUUCACACCGGCGAGAAACCCUAUUCUUGUGUACGUUGUGCAAAGGCAUUUUCCCUAGCUUCAACUUUACGCAAUCAUAUCAAAAUUCACACAGGCGAGAAACCAUAUUCUUGCGAACGUUGUUCAAAAGCAUUUACUCAUCCUUGCAAAUUAAAGACGCACUUGGAACUCCAUAGUGGGGAGAGAUCAUAUCCUUGUGAAUUUUGUCCAAAGGCAUUUAUUGAUUCUUCAGGUUUACAACGCCACCGGAGAAUUCACACUGGUGAAAAACCAUUCUCUUGCGAACGUUGUUCAAAGGCAUUCUCUCGAGCUUCAAGUUUACACUAUCAUAUGAAAACUCACACCGGCGAAAAGCCGCAUUCUUGUGAGUUCUGUUCAAAGGCGUUUUCCCUUCCUUGGCAAUUAAAGACACACUUGAAACUCCAUAGUGGCGAGAAAUCAUAUUCUUGUGAAUAUUGUCCAAAGGCAUUUACCCAAGCUUCAGCUUUGUACUAUCAUCUACGAAUUCACACUGGCGAAAAACCGUAUGCGUGUGAACACUGCGCUAAGACAUUUUCCCAACCUUCCCAACUGAAGGCACAUUUGGUGAUCCAUAGUGGCGAGAAGUUAUAUUCUUGUGAAUUUUGUUCAAAGGCAUUUCCCCAUGCUUCAAGCUUACACCGCCACAGGAGAAUUCACACUGGCGAAAAACCAUAUUCUUGUGAGUUCUGUUCAAAAGCUUUUUCUGAUCCUUCAAGUUUUAGCCUACACCUGAGAACUCACACUAGUAAAAAACCACAUUCUUGUGGACUGUGUUCAAAGACAUAUUCCCAGUUUUCAAAUUUGAAGCAACACAUGAGAAUCCACACCGGGGAGAAACCAUAUUCUUGCGAAAGUUGUUCAAAGGCAUUUGCAUAUUCUUCAAGUUUACGGCUGCACAGGAGAAUUCACUCAAGCGAGAAACCAAAUACUGGUGGACUUAGUCCGGAAGCAUUUUCGCAAGCGUCUCAACUAAUAACUCAUUAA